CAAAGGCAACCUGUUGCUCAACACGGGACAGUGUAUCGAAAUUUUCUUCCCUUUUUGUGCCUUUUUUCUCGAGGUCAUUCCCAACGUAAAUAUCAACCAUGUGUGUUGCAAAAGAGAAUCCAAGUGAAAGUGCGUGGAGAGAUAUGUUCAAGAAGCCACUGAGGCCAAAGCUUCCACGACAUAUUGUCAAAUCGGCUAAAGUGAAUCUCAACCGAUAUUGGCACAAGUUUGAAGAGAUGCUAACAGUGGAAAAUAUCCAUCAGCAACGUGAUGCAAAAGAACAUUUAAAUAACAAACAACGAAGCACCCUCAAGGAUGGUUUUUCAGCACUAGAACUCACCCAUCUUAUGGCAAAAACCUUCACAAUUGAGAAGAAUCUCAAUAGAUCGGGACGCUAUCGAACAUAUCGCGAUGACUCCCUCUACCAUGGGGUUAAUCUCAACAACAAUGAAGCUGCAGAGGAGGAAGAAAAUCAACAGAAUGAAUUUUUGGAGCUCCUCCAGCAUCCCAUCUACAGCAUCAAUUUUAAUUUCAACUAAUUUAGGUAUAUUUUUCAUUAUUUCUUUAUGAUCUCUUUUAGAAUAAUUUGUUUUAAAAAUCUUUUGAUUAAUAUUUUUAUUUUUAAAAGGAAGAAAGAAUCCUUAAAAAUAGGACAAUCUCAUAAGCCCUCAAUUUUCAUGUAAAUUCUAAUUAUUAGAUUUUAAGAUAAACCCACAGAUUGUCCUGAUUUGGUAGAAUUGCUUUAACUAUAUUCCCUCAAAUUUUAAUUAGCAUAUUUUUCUUUUAAUAAUUUUAAAUCUUAGAAUUAGUUAAUUGGCACAAAUUCGCGAUGAUAUUUAAUAUUCUUUAAUGACAAUUUUUUAAGGCAGUUCUCACGGAGCUACUAUGAAGCAAAUGCAAUAAUAGAACAUAGUUGAUUCUGAAUUUUUAUUCGAUUUUCUUCGUAUUUUUAUAAAUUCUCUAAUCAUCUUUUAUUAAAUCUUUGAAUUGUAUAAGAGAAUCAAUUAAUUGAUAAAAGAUUGCUUAAGUCGAUAAUUUUUUAAUCGAAAAAUUAUUUUAGAUAAUAAAUUAAUUGAUAGGUCGAAGUUUUUCAACGUUUGAUAUUACAGUAAUCAAUCGAUAAAUAAUAAUAAUAAUUUAAUAAAUUUAUCAAUUAAUCUAUAUUGAUGAAAUCGGGUUUAAAAGUUCAGCAAAUCAGUCUUUAAAUUAAGUUAAAAUCGAUAAAUUUUAAAAUUUCAAACUAAAUUCACUGAAGAAGACUCCAAAUGGAGCCGAAAGCUCUGGAAAACGUGAGUUUUUCUGAGUGAGAAACCCUUUUUAACCGACGAAAAACCCGAAAAAUUAUUAUUGUCUGUCGGAAAAUCACUUCUUUUCUUCUAAAUUCAUAAAGUGGUUUAGUUUUCGAUUUUGGUUUAACAAAUUCAAUUAAAUCAAUUUAAGAAUUGAUUCAUAAUAAUCGUUCUGUAAUAAACAUAAAAAAAUUUAAUUUUAAUUCAAUUAUUAUUGAUUAAAUUAAUUGAUUUUAAUGCAAUUUAAUCAAAUAAAAUAAUACAAAUAAUAGUGAAAUGAAUUACAAAAUUCUUUAUGAGUACUCCCUUAAAUUAAAAACUUUAGAAUUUAAUCAAAUGAAUUAUUUUAGAAUUAUAUUCUCUCGGGGAAACUUCCUUUAUCGAAGCUUUAAUUAUUUCUGAAAUAUAUAUUUUUUAAUUCUUAAUCUAUCGCGUCAAACAAGUUUAAUCAAAAUUUUCUCAGCUUUUUAUAUCUUUUUGUAUAAACUGUUCUCGAGACUUUUAAACUAAAUUUUUUCAAGCUUUGUUUGACGCGUGGGUUGUGCAAUGUUUUCUUUUUAAACGAAUAAUGAGAUGGGGCUAGUUUAAUCCUGAAUUAACUAUAAAGCCUCGCUCUCUUCGAAGCUUUAAAUGUGAGCUUUCUUAUUAUUUUUUGUUCAUUUUUAGCUUGUUUACAUGGUAUACGAUAUCGGGGACAUGUGCAAUUUUAUUUUUAAAUAUUUUUUAUACUUUGUUUUGUAUAGAUAGCGAAUUUGUUCAGAAUUUUAAUUCUUCAGUAAAAAUAGUACACAGAGAAAAAAUCUUCCCGUAAAUUGAUUUAAUGAAACUUUAUUUCUCCACUCGUUAGUAGAGGCGCUAGAAUCGAGAGAAAUUUGGCAUUUGCUUUUCAAAGGGAAAAGAAAAUGUCUUAAUUGAUUUAGGAACAUUUUCUUUUCAUAUUUUCCAUUGAUUUUUAAGGAUUUUUAUUCGUAUUUAAUCGUUUUGUUUAAUUUUUUAUGCUCCUUUUACGUCUUUUUUUUACCUCUUCUGUUUUUUUUUUGAACUUUUUGACAGGUUUUGUAAAUCUUUAGUAUUUUUUUUAUUAAUUCUUUUGCGUUAUUUUAAAAUUUCUUGAGUAUUAAUUUCAAAUCUUUCACACUAAUUUUUCUCUGUGACUCAACGAAAUUUCAAAAGGAAUUGAAUUAAAAUUCCCAAUAAAAGGUUGUCUUAUAAUUAACUUGGUUUGACUUUCCAUUCAUUUCAAGCUCUUUGGUUAAAUAUUGGACAAUCCAUUAUGCUUUAAUCAUAAAACAAAUUCGUUAUUUGAAAAUUUUACAUUUUUAUUUUUUUUUCUGAAUAAUUAUUUCUUUUAUAAUUUUUUCAAAGUGCAAAUAUUAAAUUUUAAUUUCGCAUAAUGUACAAUUUGAAGAGUUUUUUAAACUGUGAUAGCUUUUAAAGAGCUUUAUUGCUUGUAAAUUAUCUUUUGUCCAUUAAACCCUCAAUUGAGAUUAAAAAGCUCCUCGCUGGGGGGAGGGACAAAAAUAGGCCGAUUUAGUGUCAAUGCUUGUAGAUUUUUAAGAUAACAAUCAUUUACUUCUAAGGCUUUCAUGUGAUAUUAGUUUGAUAAGGAAAUUAAUAAUCAUUGUCUUCCAUUUUAGAGCUUAAUCAAUAUUAGUUUUUUUAGUUUUAAGUUAAUCGGGACGAAGCUUUAAUGAUUUUCAUUGUGAUAUAAAAUCUUAUUUGGUUGCUUAAAAUUCACUUUAUUUUAAAAAAUUCUUUUAUUAAAUAAUUCUUUUUCGGCUUUUUUCGUGGUAAAUGAGUGAGGAAAAGCAACUAAAUUUGAGCUCUUCAAUCAAUUGUCAAUACUUUUUGUUGAUGGUUUUUUUUUUCUUAAAUAUAAAAUCUCUGCCUCUGGGACAGAGAGAAAGAAAAUAAGAAGGAAGUAAUUCCCCAAUGAGAUGACAUCGCCCUCCAUUUGUUAAAGUUUCAUCGUGAAAAGUGCCAAUUUAUCUACCUGUAUACAAUUCUCAUGCGAUCGCACGUAAUUUAAGGCCCCAAGAAAGCUGCUAGAAAAGCAACUUCAUUAGCAUAUGAGACAUUAGAUGUUAAUUUAGUAUGUAAAAUUCAUCACAAAUUGUUUCAAAUGAUCUCCACAAAUUUAGCUGUAAGAUUUAUAUCUUAAGAUUUGUUUAAGAUUUUUUUCUUUGUGUGUGAUUUUGUGUUUGUCAGUAAAAAAAAUUGAAGAAAUAAACAGAAGAAAUAUUUCUCCUGAAAA
Molecule: messenger RNA, 3543 nt
Organism: Lutzomyia longipalpis
Lineage: Eukaryota; Metazoa; Arthropoda; Insecta; Diptera; Psychodidae
Exons: 2
Coding region: 99-539 (146 amino acids)
Source: RefSeq, a predicted model, not a curated record